Radiomyces spectabilis is the source of this 768-nucleotide messenger RNA. RefSeq lists its product as uncharacterized. Lineage: Eukaryota; Fungi; Mucoromycota; Mucoromycetes; Mucorales; Radiomycetaceae. The coding region runs from base 1 to 768 and encodes 255 amino acids. The transcript has 2 exons. The record is from RefSeq and is a predicted model, not a curated record.
AUGAAGUCUGUUACUUUCUUUGGUGCGCUUUUCAGUCUCGUCAGUGGAAGCGUUGGGUUACUUAGUGGCCGUCAGGGAAACGGUACGACAGCAUUAGAUGUUCGUUCAAUCAUCGGAACGUGGUAUAUGGUCGGAUUGGACCGAGAAAUAUUUCAAAGUGCCUACAAGGCUUCGCAGAUGUACAAUUACACUUGCGGAUGCCCUACAAUGGUGAUAAGCCAGAUCAGAAACACAGACUUUACGUUCAAGACAACAUGUGCUAUGCGUUGGACUCAGUAUCCCCAGUUCCAAUCGGUCAACAUGACCAGUGUCGCUGUUCUGCAACCUCUUUCCAAGAACGUUUCUAAUGAUUCACCCGUGUUCUCGUUCGAUAUGGUAGUUUCACCGCCGAUGCUUGAAGUCGCAUCCAACGUCCUCGAUGCAGUCCAGGCAGUUCCCAACCCGUUCCGCGAUUGGCUGAAGGCUAGCAAUACAAAUCGCAGCUGGAUCAUUCUUCCUAAUAUGUACCCUACUCAUGGAAAGAUGGAUAUGACACUUUUCUCAUCGGCCAAUAAUACCAGAUAUGAUUUAUUGUAUAUGGAUGCCAGCAACUACUCCCUCUACUAUAAUAACACGAACAACGAAGUAAACAGUAUGGAUAUGCGAGCUUUGCUUUCCAAGACGGUUAAUGUGAGCGACUCGGCCUUCAACACUACAACAGCCAAGCUUCGCAAGCAAACACCUCCUCGCGACAUCAUCAAAGUCAGCACUUCCUGUACUCCAGUUUGA